AUGGCCAACGAGUAUGAGGACAAAGGGGCGACAACGCACCAAGAAAUCAAUAGUGCGGACCCUCCAGCGAUGGGCCAUCAUGAGUUCAAGUUCUCGUCAAAAAUAAAAUCGCAUGAUGGCGAUGUCGCUUUGAGGUUGUUUCACGAUCCUGAUGAGCUCCAUGAACCUAUCGACCCGGAAGAAGAGAGAAAACUCAUUCGCAAGAUCGAUAUGCUGAUUCUACCUUUAAUUGCCGUCAACUAUGCCUUCUUUUACAUCGACAAGACCACCCUGUCGUACGCUGCCAUUUUCGGUAUCAGAGAAGAUCUUAACCUCAGGGGUACCCAGUACAGUUGGCUGAGCAGUUUGUUUUAUUUUGGAUUCCUGGUCUGGGCGUUUCCGACCAAUUUCCUCAUGCAAAGGUUGCCUCUAGGAAAAUACGUUGGAUUCAAUAUCUUCCUAUGGGGUUUCUUUUUGAUGCUCCAAGCCGCCUGCAACAGCUUUGCCACCCUGGGUGUCCUUCGAGCUCUGGCUGGAGCGGCCGAAGCUUGCGCGGAUCCGUCCUUCAUGCUAAUCACACAAAUGUGGUAUACGCGGAAAGAACAGCCUUUGCGAAUCGGCCUCUGGUAUACCGCCAACGGCGCCGGAAUUGCCCUUGGAGGGCUGCUUGGGUAUGGCAUUGGCCAUAUCAAAGGCGCCCUAGCCUCGUGGAGAUACGAGUUCCUCAUCAUCGGUGCCCUGUGCUGCAUUUGGGGAAUUGUCAUCGGCUACUUCAUGCCUGACUCACCUGUGACGGCUAAAUUCCUCAACGACCGUGAAAAGAGGAUUGCAGUGGAGCGAUUGACGAGCAACCAGACAGGUGUUGAAAACAAACAUUUGAAGCCAUACCAAGUUCUUGAAGCCUUCACCGACAUCAAGCUAUACCUGUUUUUCUUGCUCGGCCUGGUCGGAAACAUCCCCAACGGCGGUAUCUCCAACUUCGGGACGCUCAUCAUCAAGGGCUUCGGCUUUUCAACCCUCGUCACCACCCUCAUGCAGAUCCCAUACGGGUGCUUGAUCAUCCUAUCGAUCUUGGCCUGCGUCUACCUGAACGACCGCUACGACAACAACAAGCGGUGUCUUUUCAUCCUAAUUUUCCUGUGUCCCAACAUCGCCGGGGCAUUCGGUCUACGCUUUGUCCACGAAUCCCACCACGUUGGCCGGUACAUUUGCUACCUGUUGACGGGCCCGUACAAUGCCGCGUUCGUGAUGAUCUUGUCGCUGCAGAUUGCCAAUACCGCAGGCCAUACUAAGAAAGUCGUGACCAACGCCGUGCUAUUCUUGGGUUAUUGCACCGGCAACAUUGCCGGUCCGUUUUUCUACAAGACCAACCAAGCACCGGGGUACGAGUUGGGCAUAUGGAGUAUGAUUGUGAGUCAUCUCCUCGAGGUCGUCGUCAUCCUCACCUUCUGGAUUCUGAUGAGCGCCGAAAACCGCCGCCGCGACAAGAUCCAAUCUCAACAGCCGGGCGGGCUGGAAGGCCGUGACCUCGACGCCACAGCCUUUUCCGACUUGACCGAUCGCGAAAACAUGAAUUUCCGAUAUAUCUACUAA
Messenger RNA from Exophiala dermatitidis NIH/UT8656, 1572 nucleotides. Its product is annotated as MFS transporter, ACS family, allantoate permease. Lineage: Eukaryota; Fungi; Ascomycota; Eurotiomycetes; Chaetothyriales; Herpotrichiellaceae. Gene Ontology annotation, biological process: transmembrane transport. Gene Ontology annotation, molecular function: transmembrane transporter activity. The transcript has 7 exons. Bases 1 to 1572 code for a protein of 523 amino acids. Gene Ontology annotation, cellular component: membrane. The record is from RefSeq and is a predicted model, not a curated record.